Messenger RNA from Thamnophis sirtalis, 1430 nucleotides. RefSeq names its product thyroid hormone receptor interactor 13 (gene TRIP13). Gene Ontology annotation, cellular component: nucleus; chromosome. Gene Ontology annotation, biological process: reciprocal meiotic recombination; meiotic recombination checkpoint signaling. The record is from RefSeq and is a predicted model, not a curated record. Gene Ontology annotation, molecular function: ATP binding; ATP hydrolysis activity. NCBI's taxonomy places the organism in Eukaryota, Metazoa, Chordata, Lepidosauria, Squamata, Natricidae.
AACAAAACGGCUGCGGGAUCCCACAGACCGAUAUAUAUAACUAUUUUCUAAUUAGUUUGGAUUAAAUGGAUGAAGCAACAGGUGAUUUAAAACUGCCUCUUCAAAAUGAUUAUGAAUCCCUGCAAAUACAUGUGGAAGUUCAUCAGAAAUCAAACAGUACUGCAAAAAAAGAAGAUAUCAAACUAAGUGUCUUAAAGCUACUAAAUAGGCAUGAUGUUAUUUUUGGUGAUUACAAAUGGAUUGAGUUUGAUGAUUGCUUCCUAACAAAUAAUGUACAGUCAAUUGCAGUUGUCGAUACUGAGCUAAUACUGAAAGAAAGACAGCCUAUCAGCUUGAAUAAAUGCAAACUCUUAAUCCAUAUUUUUCAUCUCAAUGAGGAAGGGUCUACUACAGAAAACCUGGAUGCUGAAGAUGAGCAUAUUGUUGCAGCUAAUCAUUGGUUAUUACCUACAGUUGAGUUUCAUCGUCUAUGGGAAAGCCUAAUUUAUGAUGUUGAAAUAAAAUCAGAUUUAUUAAAUUAUGUUACCACAACAUUACUAUUCUCUGACCGAAGUGUUGAUAACAACUUGAUAUCAUGGAACAGAGUUAUUCUACUACAUGGUCCUCCUGGUACUGGUAAAACUUCCCUUUGCAGAGCAAUGGCACAGAAAUUGACUAUUAGACUUUCACAUAGGUACAGCUAUGGACAGUUGGUAGAGAUAAAUAGUCACAGCCUUUUCUCUAAGUGGUUCUCGGAGAGUGGAAAACUUGUUACAAAAAUGUUUCAGAAGAUUCAAGAAUUAAUUGAUGACAAAGAUGCCCUUGUAUUUGUACUUAUUGAUGAGGUGGAAAGUCUCACAGCUGCUCGUAGUGCUUUUCAAGCAGGUACUGAGCCUUCUGAUGCCAUCCGUGUUGUAAAUGCUGUACUUACACAAAUUGAUCAGAUCAAAAGGUAUCCUAAUGUGGUUAUACUGACGACUUCAAAUAUCACAGAGAAAAUUGAUAUUGCUUUUGUAGAUAGAGCUGAUAUUAAACAAUAUAUUGGGCCACCUUCUCCUGCAGCUAUAUUCAAAAUCUAUCAUUCUUGCAUAGAAGAACUAAUGAAGUGCCAAAUAAUAUAUCCCCGUCAGCAACUGUUAACACUCCAUGAGCUAGAAGUGAUUGGUUACUUAGAAAACGACGUGUCAAAAUUAAGUCUCCUGUUAAAAAAUAUUUCAAGGAAAAGUGAAGGACUUAGCGGCCGCAUCCUAAGAAAACUUCCUUUUCUAGCCCAUGCCCUAUAUAUUCAAUCCCCUAAUGUUAUAAUGGCAACUUUCCUCCAAGCUUUAUCACUUGCAGUGGACAAGCAAUUUGAAGAACGAGCAAAGCUUUCAGACUGUGUUUGAUGUUCUCAUUCCUACUCUGUUUUGUGGUAGUUUUAUUUACAUACAUUCUUACUUUGUUUUUCUAUC